This is a messenger RNA of Lampris incognitus (smalleye Pacific opah), 2082 nucleotides long. RefSeq names its product Mov10 RISC complex RNA helicase a (gene mov10a). Lineage: Eukaryota; Metazoa; Chordata; Actinopteri; Lampriformes; Lampridae. Gene Ontology annotation, molecular function: helicase activity. The record is from RefSeq and is a predicted model, not a curated record.
AUGCCCGGCGUCAUCCACGCUCUACGGAAGUUCAACAGAGCGCGCGCAAGACAGGGGGGGGGAGUCUACGUAAGAGUCGAACCUGACGUUCGAGUAUACUGUGACCAGUGGAGAAGGCCUAAAGAUCAUAAGCAAGACGGCCCCAGUUCCAGCCCUCAGAAAAUGGCUGAAGCACCUGCACCCUCCUCCGUCUCCUCCACCCCUGUGUUGACCCCAAAGAAGAGACUUGCAACAGAGGUCCUUCACAAGCUAAGGACGAACAAGAAAGAGUUGAUGGCCGACAAGGGGGGCGUUGUGAUCACCUCAGACCCAACGGCGACCAACGGCAAGGUCCAGUUCACCGUGAACCAGCUGAAGGAGGACUUCAUCGUCAGGUUUAAUAUCCUUAACCAAGGGACAAACAGCAUCCACUUUACGUAUUACGCAGCCCUGCACAGGAUUCGCCGUUUCCCCCUGGUGGCUGAACGGAGAGUGACCCGAGCCUGUCCGCUGUCCCUCUGUCCUGGAGAAAGCUAUGAGGUCGUGGUCCAGUACAGGCUGAACAGCUAUGGGCACUUCCCUGCCACCAUGUACUUUGAGUUUUGCCCAGACCCCCCAGGAUCCAAGACCCUCUGCAUCGUAAGGGAAAUGGAAGCCAUCGCCAGGACCCCUUUAGCGAUGGACCUAGAGCCUGUGGCUCCUUACAAGCCUUAUCAGGUGGCCACAUACGAGCCUGUCAGCACCGUGAUGGUGGAGGGCGUGCCGCCCGAGAGUUCUGCUGUCCAGCAUCUAAAGAUGACGCUGAAAUUAGGAGACUACAGAUACCCUGCUUACCUAAAGGAUUUGGCUAAACGGAGGCUGGAGGACUCCCGGUACCAUUCUCCCACAGUCCGGCAGAAACUUACAUCAGUCAGCUCUUUACGACUUCCCCCGGGGGGUCUCCUCAACUGCCUGCUUAAAAUGAGGAAUUACGCUCAGCGCCUCCACCUCCUCCUGCACCUGGAGGAGAUCCAGAUGGAAGUGGACAUCAGGAAGUGUGACCUCCACAGUCAGACCAUGACUCGAGACCGAGGAAACAAGAAACUACUCAACCUAAGGGUUCCCGGCGUCGCUGAGAACCGACCAUCUGUCCUCAGAGGAGACCGUCUGAGGGUGUCCAAAUCUGAGGACACGGUCCAGCCCAUCACGGUGUACACAGGCUCUGUUCACAGAGUCGAGUUGGAUAGUGUGAAGCUGGGAUUCUCAAAAAAGUUGGUGCAGAACUUUAUCAGCAACAUGAAGUUCAGUGUUGAAUUCACUUUAAACCGCUUCCCUAUGAAGAUGCAACAUCGAGCAAAGCAUCAGCUGGAGGAGGUGCUGUUCCCCUCAGGUCCAGGGAAGACCAGCAUCAGCUUGCCUACACUCAGGCUUGUGUCCGGAGGCGUCCCCAGCGGUCAUUUCACCCACGUGUUUGUGGAUGAGAGCGGCCAGGCAUCGGAGCCUGAAUGCAUCGUUGCCGUUGCUGGUCUGCUCCAUCCACAGAAGGGUCAGCUGGUUUUGGCAGGAGAUCCCCAGCAGCUUGGACCCAUCCACAGGUCUCCCCUCGCCCUGCAGUAUGGACUUGGUCUGUCCCUGCUGGAGAGGCUGAUGCGAGAUAACGCUUUGUAUAAGAAGAAUGAAGAAUCUGGGAAUUACGACAACCGCUUUGUGACCAAGCUCCUACAAAACUACAGGUCCCGUCCUGCGAUUCUGAAAAUCCCCAAUGAGCUGUUUUAUGAAAAUGAACUGCAAGUGUUCGCCGAUACGCAGGAGCGGCAGGCCUACUGCUACUGGGAACGCCUUCCCAGACGGAGUUUCCAAGUGAUUUUCAACGGGCUGAUGGGGAAGGAUGAGAGGGAGGCCAACAGUCCUUCCUUCUUCAACGUGUCAGAGAUCGAGGUUUUGGUUGAAUACCUCAACAAGCUGUGGCAAACCCAGGGCAAGAAGGGCAUUCCCAAACUUUGCCCAAAAGACAUUGGCAUCAUCACCCCCUAUAGGAAACAGGUUGAGAAAAUCCGCAAAGCCUUGAAGUCUAUUUCCAAGCUGAAUCAGUGGAAUGAUCUACAAGAGCUCAAGGUUGGUUGA